Messenger RNA from Lycium barbarum (goji berry), 2186 nucleotides. RefSeq lists its product as uncharacterized. The record is from RefSeq and is a predicted model, not a curated record. Lineage: Eukaryota; Viridiplantae; Streptophyta; Magnoliopsida; Solanales; Solanaceae. The coding region runs from base 217 to 1752 and encodes 511 amino acids. The transcript is spliced from 3 exons.
UUGCUUCUGCUUUAACCCCACUUUGGGUCCUGUCUUCUGCCAAAAAACCAGACACCAAUACAGUCAUCUUUAUAGACCGCCAUCAUCAAAACAAAAAAACUGCAAAAACACAACUAUACAAUCUCCGAACAGAUCACAAAUCUUGAAAAAAAGAAAAAAUUGAACUUUUGAGUGGUAAAAAAAAAAAAAGUUCCAUUUUUUUCUCUCUUAUGUUAAAUGCAUCAGAAGAAUCUUGAAGUUCAGAUUGGUCAUCAAGAACACAGUGACCUUUCUUCCAAAUUCAAUCAAAAACAAUACCAAAUCCAAAACCAAACAACCCCAAAAGAAAAUUUUCCAAAAUAUAAUCUUGAAAUCAAGAUCCCAUCACCAGAUUCUUCAACCAAUCAGAUUCACUUUAGAGAUGAACCAAUUUGCCAAAAUCAAUCACCUGGAAAAACCCUUUUGUCAACACCUCAUAAAAGACCAAUAAUGUCUCAAAGUUCCAAUCUUUAUCACUCUAAUAAUAACCAACAACAAAAUUCCCAUUUUAAAGUUCCAAUCUUGAAGUCAAACACUUCAUCAAAUCAGUCUUUUUUAUGUCCUUGUUCUAUACCUGUUUUGUUAGCUACAAAAAGAAUCACUCUUAGGCUACUUCAUCACUCUUGUCAUGCUUCUUGGAUUAGAGUCCAUUUAAAGCUUUUUAUAUUACUUUCUUUACCUUCUCUUUACUUGUUAACUUCAACUAAUUACUUGGGUUCUUUACUUUACUUUCUGUUUAUUAUUGCUCUAGUUUCUUUUCUUGUUAUUUCACUUUGUGUUGCUCUUCCUUGUGUUCCUUCUAUCCGUAUAUUUCUUGCUAGAACUUUGUCUAUUAAUCUUCAUUCAUCACCAACUGCUUCAAAAUCUAGACCUUCAGUUGUUUGGUCAAUAGGGUCAAAGCCUAAACCAGAAAGAAAGCCGAUUUCGGGUUGUUGGGUGCAAGUUUACAGUAAUGGUGAUGUUUAUGAGGGUGAAUUUCAUAAAGGGAAAUGUUCAGGAAGUGGGGUUUAUUACUAUAGAUUGAAUGGGAGGUAUGAAGGUGAUUGGAUAGAUGGGAAAUAUGAUGGAUAUGGGGUGGAAACGUGGUCCAAAGGGAGCCGAUAUCGGGGGCAAUAUAGGCAAGGAUUAAGACAUGGAGUUGGGAUGUAUAGGUCUUAUACAGGGGAUUUAUAUGGUGGAGAAUGGUGUAAUGGACAGUGUCAUGGAUAUGGGGUUCAUACUUGUGAAGAUGGAAGCAGUUAUACAGGGGAGUUUAAGUGGGGUGUUAAACAUGGAUUAGGCCAUUAUCAUUUCAGAAAUGGGGAUACAUAUGCUGGAGAGUAUUUUGCGGAUAAGAUGCAUGGUUUUGGAGUAUACCGCUUUGGAAAUGGACAUUGCUAUGAAGGAGCCUGGCAUGAGGGAAAGAGGCAAGGAUUUGGCAUUUACACUUUCAGAAAUGGGGAAACUCAGUCCGGUCACUGGCAGAAUGGGAUACUUAAUGUUUCAACUAGUCUUGGCACCCUUCCGGGAUCUCCUUCCGCAGUUGACCAUUCUAAAGUGCUUCAUGCAGUCCAGGAAGCAAGACAAACUGCUGAGAAAGCCAUUAAUGUGACGAAGGUGGACGAUAGAGCAAAACGAGCUGUUGCUGCUGCCAACAGGUCCGCCACUGCAGCAAGAGUCGCAGCUGUGAAAGCCGUCCAAAACCAAAUCCAUCAGAACGAAGACAGUUGCCAUUCACCAUUAUCAGUUGUGUAAACCCCUCGGUUAUCAGAGGCUAUGCUUUUGCACUCCCUCAUCGGUCUUGUUUUUAGAUACAGAGACCGAGACUACUGGGACCUACUUGGAACCACAACAGGCAACGAGCUGAUUGAGGAGCAAGUUUAUCGCGUCCCUUUUCAUUAGGCCUUACUAAUAUGCAUAUAUGAUGCACCCUCGUAUAGGAGUGCAAAUACAACAUGCAGAUGUAAGUAGGUGUUUUUAUCUUUUCUUUUUUUUGUUGCUCUCUCCAGUAAGUGUAGAUAGUUUUUGCUAUGUUUUGUGUUUUGCCAUAAGAGAAUGGCCAAGUUACUGCAUGUUUACUAAGCUUGUAUCCCAAAGAGGGAUCACCUUUGUUAUGUUGUAUGAAGUAAUAGUAACUAAAGAUAUGCUGUAUCAACAGAUGACUUUAUAAAUGUCACUUCAGAAGCGUA